AUGUCAGUCAGGCCCGAUAACACCGAUCAAAUGUCCACGUGCCCAAUCUUGAAGAACCAGAUGUACUCCGGUGAAUGGAUUCUUAUAAUCUACGGAAACAACGGACCUCUUGGGACUUACGAAGAUCCAUUCGCAUACCAACGAAACCUCUACCUGAAUUGCGGUCCGCAGCAGACGUCGACCAUCACGCCUACGGUAACAUACACCAUCACCUCAACACCAACAGAGAUCAUCACAGCAACCUCCACCGUGUUUGAAACUGAGACUUUCGACCCAACGACGACCUACACCAUCCCCUCGAAAACCGCAAGAAGGACUUACACCAUCCGGCCCAAGCCCGUCAUAGAAUGGAUAACAAAAACGGCGACCAGGCGCAAAACCACUCACACCAAGAGCCAAAGCAUCAUAACCAAGACCAAGACGGCAUCCUGCACGGUUCCGCCGCGUCCUCAGAAACCCGAUCCGACAUGCACUAUCACGCCCAAGAGAGUCACGCCUGCUGCGCUCGCCACGCCGACAGGAUCGCCCCACAGGCGUGCCGACAUGCCCAUUGACAUCAACGUGGCUCGCCGGCGCAUCCAGGAGGCAAGAAGACGUGCCUGGAUGGUGCAGAAUCUAGAGGAACGCGCCGCAGAUGAGCCGGUCAUUACGGUGACUGCCAAAGAGCCUGUAAACAGCACGAUGACCGAAACGGCGGCGCCGACCACGACUACUGAGCUAAGCUAUCUCACUUCCAAGGUUGCGACGUGA
Messenger RNA from Coniosporium apollinis CBS 100218, 750 nucleotides. RefSeq lists its product as uncharacterized. The transcript is spliced from 2 exons. The coding region runs from base 1 to 750 and encodes 249 amino acids. The record is from RefSeq and is a predicted model, not a curated record. Lineage: Eukaryota; Fungi; Ascomycota; Dothideomycetes.